Molecule: messenger RNA, 849 nt
Organism: Symbiodinium sp. CCMP2592
Lineage: Eukaryota; Dinophyceae; Suessiales; Symbiodiniaceae
Source: the annotation of a GenBank genome assembly
AUGGGAUGCGACUGCAAAAGCAGCCACUUCUCAAGCCUGCUUGCAUGGUUGAAUUGGCAUGCCUGCGGGUGUAGGGUGCCGUCGCGCAGGGGUCUUCUUUUCAGGCCAGAACAGGCGAUGAGAGGCCGUGACGCAGAGCAGAGAAGUCCGACAAACCAGUUUGGGUUUGCGACUUUGCGUAGUUUAGCAAGAGUCGUGCAGCAGAGCUGUCACAGCAUCGUGCCGAAUCCAAAAGCUGUAGGCGAAGAUACCUGGAAGCCUCAUCGGAUCUUGUCCCCGUGCAUGCCUCAAACGUUUCUGCAACUUCGCGAGCAUACCCGAACGUGGGGGUGGCCUUUCGACAUGGCUUCAUCUUCACGUCCGGAGAUGCAUUCCGAGCGGCACCUAGAUCAUGAUGCCUCACAGGCAGGAACGCCUCUGCUUACAGCCGAAGAGGAGAUGCAGUACCAGCGUGCGCUUUGGGUGAAUCGCUUCCUGAAGGAGCAGCUGGCCGCACAAACGCAGGGACUCUCUUUGAAGGAGAUUGAGGAAGCGCAGACGCAAAUCCAAGCCAGGAUGCGGCAGGCCACAAGGCUACAGGCUUGGACCAGCUCUCAGGGUCCCGAUCCAGGUAGUGCCAGGACCAUCUAUGCCAAGUCGCCGAGGAGAAGUCAGACACAGCAGGCGCGGCCACAGGUCGUCUCGUCCUGCGAAGUGAAUCGAAGGAGGGCGCAGCACCGGAUCAAGGAGGAGAAUUUGGGAAUCUUGCAGCGCAUCGAGAAUGUGAAAAGCAGCUUCACUCCGCGGAUGCCAUCAAACCUGAUUCCCAAGAUCUCGCCACGAAACAGGCUGCUGAACCAUGGCCAUUAG